Molecule: messenger RNA, 1696 nt
Organism: Eutrema salsugineum
Lineage: Eukaryota; Viridiplantae; Streptophyta; Magnoliopsida; Brassicales; Brassicaceae
Product: abscisic acid 8'-hydroxylase 4
Exons: 9
Coding region: 150-1565 (471 amino acids)
Biological process (GO): sterol metabolic process
Molecular function (GO): iron ion binding; heme binding; (+)-abscisic acid 8'-hydroxylase activity
Source: RefSeq, a predicted model, not a curated record
GUGUGUUUUGUUCCAUAUAUCUUCUUCUUCUUCUUCUUCUUCUUCUUCUUCUUCUUCUUCCUUGUCUUUCAAAGUUCAAAAUUUUUUCAUCUUCCAAGACAUUUCUUUAAAAGUGAAGUAUCACAUAUAAAAUUUGAUAAUCGAUUAAUAUGGCUGAAUUUUGGCUCAUGAUCGUACCAAGUCUCAUCUUCUGCUUGGUUUUGGUAAAAGUGGUGGUUUCAAAGAAGAAUAAGAGAAAUAAGAAGAGGAACAGUAGAUGUAAGCUUCCUCCUGGUUCAAUGGGAUGGCCUUACUUAGGAGAGACUCUACAACUUUAUUCACAAGACCCCAAUGUUUUCUUCACUUCCAAGCAAAAGCGAUAUGGAGAAAUAUUCAAAACUCGAAUCCUCGGCUAUCCUUGCGUGAUGCUGGCUAGCCCCGAGGCAGCGAGGUUUGUGUUGGUGACUCACGCUCAUCUGUUCAAACCAACGUAUCCGAGAAGCAAAGAGAAGCUAAUUGGACCCUCUGCCUUAUUUUUCCACCAAGGAGAUUAUCAUGUCUAUAUAAGGAAACUUGUUCAAUCCUCUUUAUACCCUGAAACCAUCCGUAAACUCAUCCCAGAUAUUGAACACAUUGCCCUCUCUACGUUACGAUCUUGGACCAAUAUGCGUAUUAUAUCGACAUACCAAGAGAUGAAGAAGUUCGCUUUUGAUGUGGGUAUUCUAGCCAUAUUUGGCCAUUUGGAAUGUUCUUACAAGGAGAUCUUGAAACAUAACUACAAUAUUGUGGACAAAGGCUACAACUCUUUCCCAAUGAGUCUCCCAUCUUAUCACAAAGCUCUCAUGGCGAGGAAGCGGCUUAAGACAAUAGUAAGCGAGAUCGUACGCGAAAGAAGAGAGAAAAGGGUCUUUGAAAUAGACUUUCUUGGUCAUCUACUCAACUUCAAGGACGAUAAGGGUCGUGUGCUAACCCAAGAACAGAUUACGGACAACAUCAUCGGAGUCCUUUUCGCUGCACAAGACACGACAGCUAGUUGCCUAACUUGGAUUCUUAAGUACUUACAUGAUGAUCAGAAGCUUCUAGAAGCUGUUAAGGAUGAGCAAAUGGCUAUAUAUGAAGAGAACAGUAAAGAAAAUAAGCCUAUAACAUGGGGACAAACGAGGAAUAUGCCACUAACUCAUAGGGUUAUAGUUGAGAGCUUGAGGAUGGCAAGCAUCAUAUCCUUCACAUUUAGAGAAGCAGUGGUUGAUGUUGAAUAUAAGGGAUAUCUGAUACCCAAGGGAUGGAAAGUGAUGCCUCUCUUUAGGAAUAUUCAUCACAAUCCGAAAUAUUUUUCAAACCCUGAUGUUUUCGACCCAUCUAGAUUCGAGGUAAAUCCGAAGGCAAAUACAUUCAUGCCCUUUGGAAGUGGAGUGCAUGCUUGUCCCGGGAACGAACUCGCCAAGUUACAGAUUCUUAUCUUUCUGCACCACUUAGUUUCCAAUUUCCGAUGGGAAGUGGUGGGAGGAGAGAAAGGAAUAGAGUACGGUCCAUUUCCAAUCCCUCAAAAUGGUCUUCCCGCUACAUUUCGACGGCAUUCUCAUUAGUUCUUCAACAUUUAUAGUUUAAUAUUAAUCUUGUCUUAAUUAGCCUUAGUUAUGCAAUAAUGAAAAUUCGAUAAAAAUUUGUAAAACCCCUUCUAAUUGUUUAUGGUAGUCCUUGGGUGGGGUUUAACAUA